UAUUAUGCUUUUUCUUUUUACAGUACAGCGUAAACUGAAGUCUGAUUAAAGUGUUUUCAUCAGCAUACAGGUGUGUUUACUGCAGUAAUGAUGUGUGUACGUCCUCCUGAUGUCGGGUGUUUGACCUCAUUCAGAACCCAGUAAUUGAAGGACUUAUGAUUUUGCAGCUUUAGCUCUUUCUAAAUGAUAAUAGAGGUUUUACGGAGGAGGAGCGUCUCAUUUUCGUUGACAGGUGUCCUCCUCAGGUGUUGAUUAAGGGAUCCAUUAAAGUACAGUGGAGGCAUGUUUACUGUGGAGCUACAUAAGGAAGGUCCUCAGGAGGCUGUUGGAGUCUCAGAACAUGGCAACCAAACGCAUCCACGCAGUCCGGCGGGGGGGCCUCCUGCUGCGAGCCGCCCUGCUCCCCCUCCUCCUGCUCGGCCCCCAGCGGGGGGGCUCCGAGUCGGACGAGGCGGCCCCGACCGAGUGGGAGCUCUGGAAGAGCAGCCACGGCGUGAACUACGAGGACGCGGACGACAUGCAGAGGAGGUCCAUCUGGGAGGAGAACAAGCAGAUGAUAGAAGACAACAAUCAAGGGUUCCUCAUGGGGAGGAGGCCCUUCACCAUGACCAUGAACAAGUACGGAGACCUGACGAGACAGGAGUUCCGGGUCCUGCAGGGCGCCGUCAUCGACUCCCAGUACGCGAAGAGGGGGAAGACGGCCUCGAGCCGCAGGCUGCGCAACAACGCUAAGAAGUUGGGCGCUUACGUUGUGGACUACAGGCAGAUGGGUUACGUCACCGAGGUGAAAGACCAGGGCUUCUGUGGCUCGUGCUGGGCCUUCAGCACCACGGGAGCCAUCGAGGGCCAGAUUUACAAGAAGACGGGUCAGCUGGUGUCGCUGAGCGAACAGAACCUGGUGGACUGCUCCCGGUCCUACGGCACCUACGGCUGCAGCGGCGCCUGGAUGGCCAACGCCUACGACUACGUGCUCAGCAACGGGCUGCAGUCCGCCAACGCCUACCCGUACACCUCGGUGGACACGCAGCCCUGUUACUACGACAGCCGGCGGGCGGUGGCCCACAUCAAAGACUACCGCUUCAUACCCAAAGGAGACGAGCAGGCGCUGGCCGACGCCGUGGCAACCGUGGGCCCCAUCACCGUGGCCAUCGACGCCGACCACUCCAGCUUCCUGUUCUACAGCUCAGGGAUCUACGACGAGCCGAACUGCAACCCGAGCAACCUGAGCCACGCGGUGCUGCUGGUCGGCUACGGCUCCGAGGGGGGCCGCGACUUCUGGAUCAUCAAGAACAGCUGGGGGAGCGGCUGGGGCGAAGGCGGCUUCAUGCGCCUGGUCCGGGACGGCAGGAACAGCUGCGGCGUGGCGAGCUACGCCUUGUUCCCGCUUCUGUGAUUCAGCGGCCUGCUGCUCUCCUAAGAGGUUCUGUCCAAACUGUCCAACCUCAACAUGGAAGUCUACUUUUCUAAACAUCUUUUUUUUAUAAUCAUACUGUCUAUGAUAAUACCUCAUUUGCAUUCCUAAGGAUUUAUUUCAGGAAAAUUGAAAUACCUGAAAAAUAUUGUCUUAACAUUAAUAAACUAAAUAAGUUUAAUGGUGAAAUCUUUUAGUUAAAUGUUUUAUCCUCCUUUUAAGUGAGAUUAUGUAAAAGUUAACACAUUCUUCAACUUUCAAAUGAAAAAUGAAAUAUAAAGUUACUCCAAACUAAAUUUAACCUUUAGUUGCAGAUUCAAGCAAAUGUUUGCAAAAAAACAAAUCACUGCGUCAUUUCACAUUUUAGGAUGUUAGCUGAAAUGCUAAGCUAGGAGCCAUAACUUUGUUUUAUUAUUACUGUAUUUAUGUGCAACCCUGUGGAUUUAUUAUCAGAAAUAAAGUGUUUUG
Pungitius pungitius (ninespine stickleback) is the source of this 1879-nucleotide messenger RNA. It is a transcript of the gene cts12, whose product is annotated as cathepsin 12. Gene Ontology annotation, molecular function: cysteine-type endopeptidase activator activity involved in apoptotic process; cysteine-type endopeptidase activity. The transcript is spliced from 8 exons. The record is from RefSeq and is a predicted model, not a curated record. Gene Ontology annotation, biological process: immune response; positive regulation of apoptotic signaling pathway; positive regulation of peptidase activity. The coding region runs from base 341 to 1393 and encodes 350 amino acids. Gene Ontology annotation, cellular component: lysosome. Lineage: Eukaryota; Metazoa; Chordata; Actinopteri; Perciformes; Gasterosteidae.